AUUACCAAUGACGUCAUUAAGAUGGCGGCGAAUCUUCUCAACUAUUGAGGGAACCACCGGGAAUUCGCAGAAACUUUCGUCUUAAUUUAUCAAUAAUUUGAUCACAUCAUACUUUUACAUAUUUUCCCUUCCUCUACGAAACAGGAUUAACAAACUUUGUGAAAAAGAGCAUUUUUUAAGGGAUUUACCAUUAGUAAAUAGCGCCAUCUGAAAAACGACUAGCAUGGAAGCUGCCAAAAUCGUAGAGAGUCAAGUUCAUGAAAAGCAACCUUUAUCAAUAUCGGUACUUCCGUCAGAUGGCAAUACUAGUCGGUCGGAGUCUCCAUCAUCCAGGGAUGAGAAAAAGUCACGAUCUUUGGAGGCGCUUUUUCAGGUUACUCAUGAGGAACUUCAGCAUAUGUCAAAUAAAAAUACGUCCGACGCUAGAACAAUCUAUUUAGUGAAAGAAGGCAAUGUUUUACACCAGAUUCAAUCAUCGUCACCGAGUAAUGUUGGGCAGGUUCAACAAUCAAGCGCGCAAAAUUCUAAUGUUUUCGCAACGUUACUAAUGUCAAAUCCGGAUGGAACAACAACACCAACACCCGUUAUUAUAGCACAGCAAUUUAAUCAAGUUCAAUCCGAAGCUACUGAAGUUCAAAUUCGAAACGAUAAUGAAGGACAACAAAUGUUUCCUUACAGUCCUACACCUCCAAAUGUGGGUAGGAAGCGGAAGCAUCCACAAAAGCCUGGAAAAUAUCAAUGCUCAUACUGUGGCCGAUUAUGCGCUAAGCCAAGCGUUUUAGAAAAGCAUAUUAGAGCCCAUACAAAUGAACGACCUUACCCUUGUACAAUGUGCAGUUUUUCCUUCAAGACCAAGAGUAACUUAUACAAACAUCAAAAAUCUCGUCAACAUCGAUCAAAGGUAUCUGAAAUAAGUGGUAGAGAAGGCUCUAGUCUAGAUUUAGUUAAUCAGCAUUCCUUGGACGAUGACCAAGAAGAUAAUGGAAUUGCUGAACCUUCUUUUGAUGAAGAAGACAAGGAUGAAAGCAAAGACAAGCAAUCAGAGGCAGUAGACAUAUUGCGAAUUUCUGCUGAUCAACAUAAAGGAUCACAAGUUCAAGUCCGUAGUAAUGACGGAAAUACCUUAUAUAUUAUUAACUCUGAUGAUUUGGUUCAAUUGGUCUCUAGGCACGUUGUUACAUCAAGCCAAAGUACAGUGGGAUCUACAGCUGUUGACCUUUCCGCAAGUUCUUCUUCUUACCUUCCUAAAUGGAAGAGUACAGAGGGUACAUCCGAUACAAGAACUCCACCUCGAACACCAGUAACACAUCUUCAUAAAUCUCAGUCAAUAUCAAAUUCCAAGGAUAUACAAGAAAGAAUUGAAAAGUUAAUAGAACAAAACACAAACAUUUUACAAGCUCCUAUGGCUGAAGCGCCUCGGCCUAAAAAGCCGUCGAGACAAAAUAGCAUCGCUGAUAAAUCCCAGCAACCCGGCUCUUAUAUCCUGGAUCAAAAUGCCAUGGAACAAGGUAUUCUGAGUUUGGCAAACUUAACAAACAAAGGCGAAGGCUCAAAUCGUCUGCCACAACAGUUUACUAUUCAAAUACAAGUGCCUAAGGAACAAUGUGACGCAUCUAGUGUUCCAACAGAAAGCUUAGCGCAAAAGUAUAUUUGCACUUGUUCUGCAAAGUUUUCAACAGAACAAGAUCUUAUUGCCCAUAAGGCGAACUGUGCUAAGUCAACCCAGCCAAUAGCACCAAAAAUAAAUACCUACGGAAGAGAUUUGUAUAUUGAACACGUUGAUCCCACUGAAAAAUUGAAAAAGGGCAGACCAAAAGGCCUAAAAAAUAGGGUAUCUACAUCAGAUGAUGUCGGUCGACCAAAGUUACGCUUAGAUAUUCCAGCACCAAACAUAAAUUUAGGCGGACAAGGUUUAGUUGAUAGUCCUGUUGUGCUAGUAACGCCCACAACGCCUAGAACUCCUGAUACUAGUACGAAAAUGAAAUUGAAAUUGAAAUUAAUGCAACGCUCUAUAAGCCAGGAAAAGCCUACGGAAACGACUGAGACCGGGAGGCAAUCUCCGCAGAGCGCACCACCUCUGCAGAAAUAUUCUCCUCAGGAUCCAUCUCAAUAUCAUCCACUCAAAAAGAGACCUAUUAAAAUGGCUUCAGUAAAUGAUAGCAAAACAGCUAUUGUCGAAGGGAAUCAAGUGGAAGACACUCUUCCUAAAAAACGUUCGUCUCAUGGAAUCUCAAAAUUAGCAUUAGAUGGUGAUGUUACAAUACUUCCGAAUUCUUCGGCUGUCGUCCACCAAAAACGUGAAACCGAUAAUUCAUCUGCCAUUAGUGUUACACCAACCAGUAUGAUUCAAAUGGGCUUAACGCCUAAUCAAAACCUAAUUCCGGUAGUAGAGACUGAAACUUUUCCCGAUAAAUCGCCGAUUGUAAUAGAAUCAACCGCUUUAGAUUUGCGACUGCCUUCUGUUCAAAUAUCGGAACCGAAACUGUUGUCUCACGCUGCCACUAUAACUUCUUUACCUUUAUACGAGCAGCAGGUUCUGACUGUUGGAAAAGAACUUUUGAAAAAGUAUAUGCCAUCAGUUAACAUCAAUUUGUCAUUGGAGGAAGAUUCCCCCGUUGAUCCAUCUUCACCGCCACCGAAAAGGAAGAAGUUAACUCGCCAAAACUGCUUAGAAGAACCAGACAAAUCACCCACAAAUACACAAAUUUCUGCUGAUAAACGAGUAUCAACCCCACUGUCGUCACCCACUAAGCUCCCUUGGGAAAAGGUGACACUCGCUUUAUAUUUACAUGGUCAUAAUUACCCACAAAUGAGAACUGGUACUCAUGUUACGUUCUGCUCUCUGUCUCGAUUACAGCCUACAUAUGUUGAAACUGGGCAAAGACAUAUUUCAAUGUACUCUAACUGGAAAACAACAUCACACAACCCAAAUCCUGAUGGUCUAACAUCAAGACUACUAUUAAAAUUGCAUAGACUAUACAGAGAGAACUAUGAUCCGAAAGUUGUGGUUUCUAAGAGAACGAAAACGGGUGAGGCAGUCAUGACUCAUUCUUCUUAUUGGACAAAUAAGAUGGACAAGAGCGACGGGAAGGAUGAAGAGAAGGAGAGUCCUCAGCUGGAAGCUUCGCUGAAAUUAGAAAAUUUAGUUAAAAAGAGCAUGAAAGAACGAGAUGUGCCGCCUCCUCCUACUUCUUCUGUCCCCCCUAUUAUCUUGAUUGACAGUUCAGAUAAAGAAACUUUAGUGAGUCAAAGUAACGUUGUUAUGCAAUCGAGUAAUGUUGAGUUACUACAAGUCCCCGACUCUGCUACUCGGGUCGAUCGGGUUCAUUUGACCCGUCAAUUGAGUGUCGACGAAGAAUUGCAAAGGCAUUAUUUUUUGGCGGUUAAGGCUCCUAAACUAGAAUUAACUAAACGGUCUGCCACCACUGACGCCACAGGGAGAAGACCACAAGUUACCAAGGUAAUUGGAGGAUUUAAAACGGAUGAAACUUAUACCUACGUUAGGGGGAGAGGUCGAGGGAAGUACGUUUGUUCUAGUUGUGGAAUUCGUUGUAAAAAGCCUUCAAUGCUUAAGAAGCACUUGAGAUCUCAUACCGAGCUCAGGCCAUAUAGAUGCUUACAGUGCUCUUUUAGUUUUAAAACUAAAGGCAAUUUGACAAAGCACAUGAAGAGUAAAGCCCACCAGAAAAAAUGUAUAGAGAGCGGUAUUGUUCCAGUACCUUCAGCGGUUGACGAUGGAAAUAUCGAUCAGGACCUACUAAGAAGACAAAUGGCACUGGAAGAACAAGUUGCUAGCCUGGAGCAUUUGCCAGACGAUGACGAAGAAGAAGAUGCUAAUGUACAAACUGUAGAUCAUGAAGUGACAAUAGUGGGAGACGAGCAUGUCGUUGAAGGAGAAGAAAUUGUAAUGACAAGUAACGAUUGGUCAGAAGAUGCUGAGGCAUCUGGUAAAUUAGUUAAUAUAAUACAAGAGGAACAAAACCCUCAAUAUAUAACCAAGGAACAAGCUGAACCAAUUGCGAUUGUAAAAACACAUGAUACAUCAAUAAAAGCUCCAAGAGCGUCUUUAGACAAAGAAAUUGCAGCACAUAGUUUACUUGAUUUGAGUUCCGGCAAGCAAGAUGAAGAAGACGAAGCAGAAAGUGUUCAAGGUCAAGUGAUUGGGAGGAAAAAGUCUAGAAAGCCAGAUAAACUAUUCAUAAAUCUUCAAGAUAUGCCCACUAAACUAUCGACGAUAACAAUGAAAACACCUUCCGUCGAACAUGCAGCGGAAGAUAUAUCUCGUCAUCUUUCCGGUUCAACUGCAGGUUUUAUUCCGCCCAAGGCCAACCACGAAGCGGUUAUUGUUGAACCCUUACCAAGAAAUAGACCUGAAGACUUGGAAGAAGAAGAGAGUGGCAUCAAAAUACAAAGGAUUAAUCUGAAAAAUGAUAAGGAAUUACAAGCUAGACCAAUAAUGGUGGAUGAUUCGGAGAGUCUUGUUAAUGGAAAAUAUUUAUGCAAGACUUGCGGAACUACGUUUUCAAAGCUGCAGCAAUUUAAUAUGCACAAAAAUGUACACGCAGUUGAAAGACCGUGGAAGUGUAAAGAGUGCAACGUUUCUUUCCGAAACGAAGGUCAAUUGCAGAAGCAUCACCGUAGCGAAACGCAUGCAAAACAAGUUGUUAUUCUGCAACAAUUCGGAGCUGUUUCUGCUGAGAAUCCCCGACCUUAUCAAUGCCAUCACUGUAAUAUCGGAUUUAGAGUUCACGGACAUUUAACGAAACAUUUAAGAUCUAAGGGCCAUGUUCAAAAAUUGGAAGCUUUAUCUCUGCUGCCCCCCGGCUCUUUGGGUAUAUUAGAAAAGAGAGAUUUAAGCGAAGUAGACGCAUCGGAUUGCGAUACAGCGUUGAACUCUUUGAAAAAUAUUGUAGAGGAAAGCGAGCAACAAAAGACUAAAAAGAAUACGACACAAGAGAAUGAAUCCUAUCGUUUGAAGUGCGGUUUAUGCCAUAUGAAAAAUUUUGAGAGCAUUCAUAAAUUACAGGAACAUAUGAGUUUUACUCAUCUUGAGAUUAGACCCUACGUCUGCCAAUAUUGUGACGCGGGCUUCACAAAUGCAGACAAACUUCAACAACAUAUGUCCUCUCACGUCCAGGACUCGAAAUGGCAUACCUCAUUGAACGAAUCGGAAGUGACAACCUCUUCUGAAGACGAGGAAUCGAAAAAAAGAAAAUUAGACGAAGACGACGACGACGAAACUUUCAUACCAAAUAAGAAAUCUGGAAGCUGA
Messenger RNA from Dimorphilus gyrociliatus, 5272 nucleotides. The record is from the annotation of a GenBank genome assembly. Lineage: Eukaryota; Metazoa; Annelida; Polychaeta; Dinophilidae.